AUGUCUCCCCCUCUCCUCCUCACGCUCUCCUCCCUCCUCCUCGACGACCCCUCCCUCAACCCCUCCUUCCUCCUCCCCAUCGACCCCGUCGAUGUCUCAGACCCCUCUUUUACCUCUCUAGACCGCUGCUUCUCCUCGUCUACUUUAGACAUCUUCAACUCCUUUCUGAUCCCUGGCACUCCCUGCACAAUACCUCUCCCUGACCUCUCCCUGACCGACGACCCCUCCCUCGACGUCCUCCUGCCUCUCCCCGACGACACCGCUCCCGCAGACGCCUGCCGGGGCCCGCAGACCAGCCGCUGGGACGCGGCGGCGCGGAGCAAGCACAGCUCGGCGUGCAGGGGCAGGAGCCGGCUGACCGCGCAGGACAAGGCCGACAUCGUCUGCCUCUACUACUCGGCGCCAGUGUCUCCAACGGGGAAACGGUCUAUGCGGCAGCGAGACCUGUCGAGGAUGUACGGCAAGAGCCGUGCGGCGAUCAGCAAGGUGCUGAGGCCGGAGUACGCGAGGGGGGUCAUGACGGCGGGUCAAGGGCUGAUGGUCAGGAACCGCAACGAGGUCCUCGAGAGCAUCGCGGAGGAGGAGCGUCUGAAGGAGGAGCCCAUGCAGUCUACCUGGAUGGAAAUGAUGCGGCGAGGGCCAGGGGAGGGAGGGCGAGACAGUACAAGGAGAGCUUGUGAGAAGCAGAUCGACUCGUCUUUUGUGGUUCUGCUGGCCUUCAUCGUCUACAGCGUGAUGCUGGGCACCUACAACUACUACUUCUGCAGCUUCAACAAGUCGAGCACGCCCACGACGUAUGGAGCGAGUAUGGCAUGUGCGAAAUUGAGCGAGGAUCAGGUUGUCAAAAGGUCUCCAGGCCUCGACCAGGCUUGUUUCCUUCAAGCCAUCGCUGACGAUCGGGCUGGUGUUGGAGUCAAUGACCCUCAUGUUGUUGCCUGUGUCAAGGAUGAGUCAAGACGGCUGCGCUGCUUGAUGCAAUCGCUUGCGAUGGAGCGAUCCGUUGGGGCUUUGUGCCCUCGAUUGCUUCAUUGA
Guillardia theta CCMP2712 is the source of this 1032-nucleotide messenger RNA. RefSeq lists its product as hypothetical. Lineage: Eukaryota; Cryptophyceae; Pyrenomonadales; Geminigeraceae. The transcript has 4 exons. The coding region runs from base 1 to 1032 and encodes 343 amino acids. The record is from RefSeq and is a predicted model, not a curated record.